GAAGAAGAAAACUAUCAGCCCCAAACACCAACAUGGCGCCCGCUUCGACCGACAACUUCACAUGAAAGUGUCGCGUUGCACAUUGGCUUUAUCUGUUUUGCGCUAAAAGAAGGUCGGGGGUGUCUUAGAGCAGCCCCCCGUCGGGCGAUACCAACAAGGGGAUACAAGUGAAGGUGGAACAGCAACAAAGUGUCUUCUUCAUGUCAGCGCUCUGAACAGCUGGUCAACCCAGCCAUGAUCGAGGACAAAGGCCACCGUGUGACGGACUACUUCGUGGUGGCCGGCCUCACGGAUAAGUCCACGCCCCUGGAGCAGGACCUGUCGGAGACCAAGUCCAGCGGGCCAAAGGCGCCCAUCGUGGACCUGGCGGUCAUCAACCGCUCGGCAGGAGAGGCGGUGCCAGAGGGCUUCACCUGCAUCGACAUCACCCCCGGGGGGCUGCAGGCCAACCUCAACCACGGCAGCCUCAAGAGCCCCGAGCUGUUCCUCUGCUACAAGAGGUGCCGCGUCAAGCCCCCCCUCAUCGACAUUGGGGUGCUGUACGAGGGCAAGGAGCGCCUCAUCCAGGGGUGCGAGGUGCUGCAGGCCACUCCCUACGGCCGCUGCGCCAACGUCAACAACAGCUCCACCACCUCCCAGCGCAUCUUCAUCAACUACCGCCGGGGGCCCGCCGUGCAGCCGCAGAACUCGCUGGCCGUCACCGACAUCUGCGUCAUCGUCACCAGCAAGGGCGAGACGCCGCCACACACCUUCUGCAAGGUGGAGAAGAACCUCAACUGCGGCAUGUGGGGCUCCAACGUGUUCUUGUGUUACAAGAAGUCUGUGUCCUCGUCCAACUCCAUCACGUACAAAGCCGGUCUCAUCUUCCGCUACCCGGAGGAUGACUACGAGUCCUUCCCGCUGUCCGAGUCCGUGCCCCUCUUCUGUCUGCCCAUGGGGGCCAAGAUCGAGUGCUGGGCCCCCAGCACCAAGGACCCCCUGCCUGUGUUCUCCACCUUCGUCCUGACCAUCUCCACGGGGGAGAAGGUGUACGGCUCGGCCAUCCAGUUCUACGAGCCCUACUCGGAGGAGCUGCUGAGCGAGAAGCAGAAGAUCCAGCUGGGUCUGCUCACCACGGUGGAGAAGAAGCCGGUGCCGGGCCGCCACGUCACGGCCAACAAGUGCAUCUGCCUGCUCUCCCGCUGGCCCUUCUUCGACUCCUUCCGCAAGUUCCUGGUGUUCCUGCACCAGCUGUCCUUCUCGGGCCCGCAGCCGCUGCCCAUCGAGAAGCACAUCUCACACUUCAUGCACAACGUAUCGUUCCCCUCCCCACAGAGGCCAAGAAUCCUUGUUCAGCUCUCGGCGUUUGACACCCUGAUGCUCUCCCAGCCAGUCUGCACCCCCUUACCUCUCAGCGGGGCGGACUAUGGCACCCUGGUGACCAACCUGGGCCCGGAGAACUGCGGCACGCUGCUGCACCUGGUGCUGAUGGAGAGCAAGAUCCUGCUGCACUCGCUGAGGCCCGACGUGCUGACCGGGGUGGCCGAGGCCGUGGUGGCAAUGAUCUUCCCCUUCCAGUGGCAGUGCCCCUACGUCCCCCUGUGCCCGCUCUCGCUGGCCGACGUCCUCAACGCGCCCUGCCCCUUCAUCGUGGGGGUGGACUCCCGCUACUUCGACCUCUACGACCCCCCGCCCGACGUGGUCUGUGUGGACCUGGACACCCAGACCAUCUACCAGUCUGACGAGAAGAGACACAGCAGCUGGAAGAACCUUCCCAAGAAGCCGUGCAAGAGCCUGGUCAAUUCCCUGAGCACGUUGGCCGCCGCGCGGAGAGCAGAGGCCCCCCCAGUGGAGGCCAGCCCCGUGGAGGUGGACUUCACCCUGCACAAGAAGACCACGCUGCGGGAGAUGGAGAUCCAGGAGGUGUUCCUGCGCUUCAUGGCCACCAUCCUGAAGGGUUACCGUAGCUACCUGAAGCCCAUCACUCAGGCGCCGUCCGAGAAGGCCACCUCCGCCGACUCCCUCUACGACCUGCAAGGGUUCCUGAAGAGCCGCGACCGCACCCACCAGAAGUUCUACGGCCAGCUGACCAAGACGCAGAUCUUCAUCCGCUUCAUCGAGGAGUGCACCUUCGUCAGCGACAAGGAUACCGGCCUCGCCUUCUUCGACGACUGCAUCGAGAAGCUUUUUCCUCCCGAUAAAGGCGGCGACUCCAAGGCCAACAAGGUGGAGGGGGAGUCCUUGGAGGAGACCAAGCUGAUGGAGCUGGACGAGUCCCAGAGGAGCGAGCACACCGUCUUCGUCAUGCCCCCAGAGCCCCCCUGUGAGGGCGGGGUCGAGCCCCCCCCCCGCUACAGUUACAAGCGGUUCCCCCGGCUCCGCAUGGAGCUGUUCGACCGGCCCAAGGAGCUGCGGCCGGCCCUGGACAUGAGGACGGCGGGCUCUAGUCUGUCCAGCAGCCCCGCCCUGCUGGCCAAGAGGACCAAGCAGGAAGUGAAGCUGGCGUACAAGGUGGCGAAGCGCUCCAACUCGGACCCGGCGCAGUGGGCGCGCUGCCUGUUCAGCCACAGCUACAGCCUCUGGUUCAUCUGCCUGCCCCCCCGCCUGCGCGUGGCGCGCUCCAAGGCCCGCGCCAUGCACCAGGCCUACGACGUGCUGCUGCGGAUGAGGAUGGCCGAGGUGGAGAUGCUGGACGAGGUGUGCUACCGCGUGGUGAUGCAGCUGUGCGGACUGUGGGAGCAGCCCGUGAUGGCGGUGCGCGUUCUGGUGGAGAUGAAGAAGGCGGGCGUGCACCCCAACGCCAUCACCUACGGGUACUACAACAAGGCGGUCCUGGAGAGCCCGUGGCCCAGCCGUAACCGCAGCGGCCUCUUCAUGUGGACCAAGGUGCGCAACGUCCUGCGAGGGGUGGCCCAGUUCAAGCAGCUCAACGACCGGCCCCUGACCACCAAGAACCCCACCAUCACCACCACAGCCGCGUCCCCGCCCACAUCAGGGGGGGUCCGGGCCGCCGACCGCCUGAGCCAGCUCAGCGCUGACAGCUCCGGCGAGCCCAACGGCGAGCAGAGCCUGCUGUUUGGCGUGGGAGACCCUGCGGACACAUGUUACACUACCGGUCCUGCGGUCUCACUGGACGGCGUCGCGGCGCCGGCUGACUCCUCCGGGCCUGUGGGGGCGCCACCCCCGGCGGUGCCCAGCAUCGUGAGGCCGUCCUCCUCGUCGGCAGCCCUCGCCGGCGCCAGGGACACGGGCGCUGGAGCGGCGCCCUCUAGUGGCGGUGUCGGCGGUGACGUCGCUCCGUCCUCCGCUGACCCCGCCUCCGCGCCGGCAGCGGCCCAGCCCCGCCCCCAGCGGCCGCGGCAGAAGAGCUUCGCCGAGCGCAGCCGCAGCUUCAGCUCGGAGAGCCGCGCAGGCAUGCUGUCGGACGGCGGCGUGGACGCCAUGGCGAGCCGCAUGGGCGCCGACGCCCGAAUACUGGCCGCCGCCCUGUCCACGGCCGCCGCGCUGGGAGGGGGAGGAGCCGGAGGGGGGGGCGUGUCCAAGGCCCUCUUCAAAGACCUGGACGAGGAGCCCGAGGACGACCUGGGCUCGCCUUUGGUCGACCUGGGCUCGUCGUCGGUCGACCUGGGCUCCCCAUUGGUCGAUCUGUCAGAGGAGGCGGGGCCUCAAGAAGACGCGGUCCCAGGGGAGGAGGAGGCGAAGGAGGGGACGGGAUUGGAGGAAGGGCUGACGGAGGGGGUCGGGGAGGAGAUGGAGGAGGAGGAGGAGGAGGAGGAGGAGGUGGUGAAGGACAGCGAUCUCGCCGACGAGGCGGCGGCGGCGGGGCGGCCGCUGGAGCGCGAAGACGUGGUGGUGGGCGCCGACCCGCUGUCCCGCAUGGUGUCGGAGACGGAGGAGCUGGCCUCCAUCUCCAGCCAGGACCUGCCCAGCCCCGCCUCCAGCCUGCCCGCCGUGGUGUCGCGCAACCUGGCCGAGGAGAUCGAGAUGUACAUGAGCCUGCGCAGCCCGCUGGGGCCCAAGUCCUCCAGCAUGGAGCUCCGCUUCGACCCCGCCCCCCCGCCGGAGCCCUCCCCCCUGGCGCGGCGGGCCAGCCUCCCCGUGCCCCCCGCCCAGACCCCCUCUCCCCCCUCCACCACGGCGUCGCAGGAGGCCACGCCCAAGCGCAGCCCCCACGCCGUCACGCGCUCCAAGACCUUCACGGCCCGCGGCCGCACGCCCGUCUCCGGGGGCGCGGCGAGCCUGACGCCGCGGCCCAACGCGCUCACGGCGCUGGUGAGGGCGUCGCCCGCCGCCAACACCCUGGGCUCGGUCAUCAACUCGUUCUCGGGCAUGAAGAUGGACGCGCUGCUGUCGGGGCCCAAGAUGGACGUGCUGAAGUCCGGCAUGAAGCAGGCGACCAGCGUGGCCAGCAAGGUGUGGGGCGCCGUGGUGUCGGCCUACGCCUACUCCGACGACGAGGAGGAGGCGGGGCCGAGCGCGGCGGGCGGCGGGGGCUUCCCCCCCCACCUGAACGACACCCUGCUGACGGAGCGGGGGGAGGCGGAGGGCGGGGCCGAGCGGGGGGGGGCCCUGGGCCUGGUGGCCAACGGGCUGCACCACAGCCGCAGCAGCCUGGGGAGCAGCAGCGGCAGCAGCGACACGGGCCGGGGGGGGCCCCACACACAUGCCACCCCAGGCCGAGGGGUCCGGGGGUCGGACUCGGAGCACGGCUCCUCCCACCACGCCUCCACCUCCAGCAUCUAUCAGAACUGUGCACUAGAGGUGCUGAUGUCCAGCUGCUCGGUGUGCCGGUCGUGUGCGGCGCUGGUGUACGACGAGGACGUGAUGGCGGGCUUCACGGCCGACGACUCCAACCUCAACACCACCUGCCCCUACUGCCGCGCCGUCUUCGUGCCCCUGCUGCACGUGGAGUUCAGAGACCUGCGCACCAACAGGUUCUUCAUGAAGCCCAGCGGUUCGGGGGACAGCAUCCACAGCGCCACGGCCCCGCCCACCUCCGCCACCACCACCACCAUCAGCAGCAGCAGCAGCAGCGGGGGGAGCAGCAGCCUCAGCUCCUCCACCACCAAGUCCCCCGACCUGAUGGGGUUCCCCCCCGCCGCGUCCGAGGGCUCCGGCGCCGACAGCCCCAGCACGCCGUCCGCCUCGCACAAAAGCCUGGUCCGGGAGCCGGUGCAGUCGGACCCCCUGGGACUGCUGGAGCCCCCGGCGGAGGGGAAGCACUCCUCCGGGACCUUCCUGACCCGCAGCAACAGCGUGGGCGGGCCCCUGCAGAGCCUGGACUGCAGCCUGGCCCCCGGCCACGGUGUCUCCACCGCCAGCCUGCCCUGCAGCCUGCAGGAGGCCACGUUUGGCGUGGGCACGAAACGUCCGAACCCCAAACCGGUGUCCGUGCCGUACCUCAGUGCCCUGGUGCUCAGGAAAGAGCUGGAAACCAUGCUGGAGAACGAGGGGGACCAGGUGCUGUACACCCACAAGUUCCUGAGCCAGCACCCCAUCAUCUUCUGGAACCUGGUGUGCUGCUUCCAGCGGCUGGACGUGCCCAGCCACCUGCCGGGGCUCAUCUUCACCUCUGAGUACUGCAACAACGGGGAGCAGCUGCCCCUGACCUCCCUGUCCCAGGACAGCAAGCAGGUGUACAUCCAGAUCCUGUGGGACAACAUCAACCUGCACCAGGAGCCCGGAGAGCCGCUCUACGUGCUCUGGAGGACCUUAGAAGCAGAGAAGCGGCGGCCGCUGGCUCCCCCCGACCAGCAGGAGGCGCUGACGCUGCUGCACACCAUCGCCCGCAGCAUCCAGACCAACGACGUGUACGGCCCCAUGGACCUGCUGAUCAGGGAGCUGAAGAGACGGCCCCGCCCCAACCGCCAAAGGAGCAUCUACAGAGAGAUCCUGUUCCUCUCGCUCGUGGCUCUGGGCCGGGAAAACAUCGACGUUGAGGCGUUUGACAAGGAGUACCGGCAGGCCUACGACAACCUGAGCCCGGAGAAGCUGAAGACGCUGCGUGCGUUCGACCAGCCGCCCGGCGCCAAGGCCCAGUGGUGCCUGAAGUGCUUCGGCAGCCCCAUCAUCUGAGCGUAAGCUCCUCCUAGUGGCGAUGGAGUGGACCUGCAGCCCAUGCUUCGGUCAAAACACGGCACACGUCUAGGAAAUGAAUAGAAUAGGGGACAAGGAAAAAAGUGGAGAGACGAUUGUUUAAAGCUUAAAAUAUUCUCUACAAAUUGUCCAUGAAUGGUACUUAUGGAGACAAAAAUAGAAAAAAAAAGUUUUGACAGCCUUCUUAGGAAUUAUUUUUGCCUUUCUGAUGUUUUAAGGGGCUAAUUAGGCAUAUAGUUAUAUGGAUGCGUGUGACUUUGAGCGUGAUUAUGAAUUGCUGGUGAAACGAGAGCGAUGACGUUUGGCAAUGAGUGUUUGACGUCGUUCCAGCGAUGACCGCGUCUGCUUGCACCGCUGAACUUUGUCUGUGUCCCUCUCCUGUCUGUGCACUUUCUGUAAACUGUAACACGUCCGUCUAUAUCUCUGUACAUAUACCUGUACCAUAGGAAACACGUCAUAACAAGGUUGGCCUUAAGGUGCGAGUCUCGAAGACGCUUGGGUUUUUUCGGACUCUUUUUCUCUGCCCAACCAAGUCUUAACUACGAUGAAUGUCAAAAGUUUCGCCUAAACGCGUGGAACCUGUAUAAAUAUGUGUAUGCUGCUCAUCUGCAACGCGCGGAGACAACGGGGGACGCCAACAGACAAUCUAGUUUUGUUUCCAAAACAUUCCACAAGCCCCUCUACUUAAUACACGCCCCUUCUGUUUGUUGUUGUUCUCUAAUGAAACCACUUGGGGGCGCUAUAGGACCGCUGACUGGUCGGGAGGGACGGCACUACUGAUAAAAGCAGGGUUUUUUGUUAGCGAUCUCUGUAUUCCGGGUCUUAUGGGAGCUCGAGAUGAGUUCUACUUCAGGGAAAGAAAACGACGGCACACGCAAUACUGCAAAAGAAGACUAAAACAAAUUUAGAAACGUCUGUUCUGUGAUGUUAUCCAGCUUCCAUCGGCCGGUGUUGACCUGUUGAACCGCUUACUGGUGAUGAAUACUAGGGGACUUCCCAAGAAUACUAUAAAUUAUUCUUAACAUAGUUUUAUCUGCCACAUUGGAGUUGGCUUUUAACGACGACACAUUGUAUAUGGUUUUCCAUCGAUUGUUUUCAAUGUUUUCUUAUGUAAUAUAAAUUCAAUGGUGAAUAUUCAAGCUGGGUGGCACUCGAUGUUAAAAUGUUGUCUUAAUACCUGCUGGUCCUGAGAGCGUCCAUCGUCUGAUCGGGAGGACCUGAAGACCUGAAAUGUCUUGUAUAAAUACUUAAAUGAAAAAGGAAGAAAAAAAACAAUGUUGAAUUUGCACUGCUUAGAUGAAUAGCUGGCCUUCACCCUGACUCCUUUGGGUGAUCUGACUUCUGGCAAAACAGACAGCCAGAAACACGUGUCUAUCUGCUCCACAAGUAAAAUUUUAAAAAGGAUUUGACGGCUAUUUUAUAUUUUUUGUAAGUGUUGCAGGCCUCAUUGGGUUUCAGUUACACCCGGAGCACACACUUACCCAUACUCCAUGUGUCAUUGUGAAUAUACCGUCUCCUCUCUGAGGCGCUGAGAUGUAUUGUAAGGUUGUACAUAAAGGACUUGUGGUUACCGUGUUCCGUCCCGGAAUGAGUUCAUGUCUUCACACAGUUGUUGCGCUGCAAUAAAUAGGGUGGUCCUGAUUUACAAUUGUGCAAUUUGUGUGGAUUUAUUUUAAAUUUUUAUUAUUUAUUAUUAUCUUAAGUGCUGGAGGGCUGUGUGGCAUUUAUAUACUAUAAUAUUGUCGUGUAAAUAUAACAAACAAUUGGUAUUGUGGUGUACGAAGCGUACGUCCCAUCACA
Messenger RNA from Gadus chalcogrammus (walleye pollock), 7875 nucleotides. It is a transcript of the gene dennd4c, whose product is annotated as DENN/MADD domain containing 4C. The coding region runs from base 235 to 6054 and encodes 1939 amino acids. The transcript is spliced from 33 exons. Gene Ontology annotation, cellular component: cytoplasmic vesicle. NCBI's taxonomy places the organism in Eukaryota, Metazoa, Chordata, Actinopteri, Gadiformes, Gadidae. Gene Ontology annotation, biological process: regulation of Rab protein signal transduction. Gene Ontology annotation, molecular function: protein binding. The record is from RefSeq and is a predicted model, not a curated record.